Molecule: messenger RNA, 839 nt
Organism: Cuscuta campestris
Lineage: Eukaryota; Viridiplantae; Streptophyta; Magnoliopsida; Solanales; Convolvulaceae
Source: the annotation of a GenBank genome assembly
GGGACCUCGGGUCAUCCAGUGACAUUGAUUUCCAAUGUCAUGGGAAUCUUGAGAUUGAGUGUGAUAAUAUGACACUCAACCUUGUGUCAAAAUAACCAACUUGUCUAAACAAAAUCCUCAGGGGCUGAUGCAUAGAAGCUUCUGGUGCUGGCUGAGCUUCCAUUGCUCAAGAAAUUUCACAGAUCAACGGAUUCGCGAUGGCUUCUCCUGCUGAAUACUACAAAUCUCUUCCACCAAUAAGCAAGGCUUAUGGGACUGCUUGUUUGGCUGUAACAGUUGCAUUUGCUCUUGGGGUAGUCAAUCCUGCUAACAUUGCAUUGUUGCCUGAGCUGGUUUUCUACCGUUUCCAGGUGUGGAGAUUGAUAACAAAUUUCUUUUUCCUCGGCAAAUUUUCCAUCAAUUUUGGGAUACGCCUCUUGAUGAUGUAAGUACUUACUAGCAUGGCUAGAGGAUGACUAGUUACGAAAAGUUUUACUUCUCAAAAAGAAAAAUGAAAAUUUGGGAUUGGAAGUAUUCAUUCAUGCUGCCAUAGUUUAUUAGAGAAUUACUCCGAGCACAUAUUCUGCAAUAAUUACAUGUGUUGAGUACAUGAGUUACAACUAAAUCUCGACUCGUCAAUUGACUAGUCAGUUCACGAACCAUUCGACUUGUCAAUGUGACAACCAUGAUUAUUAUUACUAGUACUAGGCGUAUUGUUUAUUAGUAAGUAGUCCAAGUUUCAUAUUAUUAUAGAGUAUAUUCUAUUUUAGUUAAUAUUCUUAAUAUCAAUAUUCUAAUAAUUUGGAACUCUAUUUAGUACUCACCAUGAUUAUUGUUAGUAAUAUAAAUAGGGUUUACGU